Molecule: messenger RNA, 1983 nt
Organism: Nothobranchius furzeri (turquoise killifish)
Lineage: Eukaryota; Metazoa; Chordata; Actinopteri; Cyprinodontiformes; Nothobranchiidae
Product: cytosolic 5'-nucleotidase 1A
Biological process (GO): nucleotide metabolic process; adenosine metabolic process
Cellular component (GO): cytosol; cytoplasm
Molecular function (GO): nucleotide binding; magnesium ion binding; 5'-nucleotidase activity
Source: RefSeq, a predicted model, not a curated record
GCUUCUUUUAGUACAUUUCCGCAAAGUUUCCCGCAGCCGCCGCAGUUCCUGAUCCAUGUAAAUCCUCCAGGCCCAUUAGAAUCCCUGGAAGUUUUUUUUAAUUUAUUUAUUAAUUAGAUCGAGUAAGAUGAGUGAAAUCAAACCCAACGACGCUGCGUCCGAGCCGAGCGGAGAGGAUAAAGACUGGGCAGCGGCCAAGGCGUUUUUUGACAACCUGAAAACCAAAGUACCGAGACCGCCCAAGCCGCAGUAUGCUGUGACCAUCGCGGUGUCCUCUCGCACCCUCUUCAACAUGGUGGCAGAGAGGAAGAUCUUCGUGGAGGAAGGAAUGGAGAAGUACGUGGCUCAUCAGGUGGAGCAUGAGAACGAGCCUCUGAAGCCAGGAGCUGCUUUCCCUUUCGUCAAGGCACUGAUGAACGUAAACGCCCGGCUGAGGGAGCUGUACCCAGACAGCGAGGAGCUGUUUGACAUCGUCCUGAUGACCAACAACCACGCCCAGGUUGGAGUUCGCCUCAUAAACAGCAUCAAUCACUACGGUUUGACCAUCGAGAGGUUCUGCAUGACAGGAGGACAGAGUCCCAUCGGUUACCUCAAGGCCUACAUGACAAAUCUGUACCUUUCAAAAGAUUCCAAUAAAGUCACAGAAGCCAUUGAGGAGGGAAUCGCUGCAGCGACCAUGUUCAUGCCAGAGAAGGACAGUGGGCUGAGCGACACCCAGCUGAGAGUGGCGUUCGAUGGCGAUGCUGUCCUCUUCUCGGACGAGUCCGAAAUCAUCGUCAAGCAGCACGGCCUCGACACCUUCUUCGAGCACGAGAAGAAAUUUGAGAACCUGCCUCUGGCUCAGGGCCCCUUGAAGUGUUUCCUCGAGGCUCUCGGGAAGCUCCAGAGAAAAUUUUAUGCCAAGAACGAGCGUCUCCGUUGCCCCAUCCGAACCUUCCUGGUCACGGCCCGCAGCGCGGCCAGCUCCGGGGCUCGCGUCCUGAAGACCCUGCGCAGCUGGGGCCUGGAGAUCGACGAGGCCCUCUUUCUGGCUGGGGCUCCCAAAGGGCCUCUCCUGCAGAAAGUCAGACCGCACAUCUUCUUCGAUGACCAGAUGUUCCACAUCGAGGGUGCACAGGAACAUGGAACCAUUUCGGCACACGUUCCCUACGGGAUUGGACAGAAGUACAACAAGAGCAAACUCAUCGAGGAGCCAGAGAAGACGAAGUAACCGACGAAUAAACGUGUAGCAUAAAAAUAACACUACAGCAUAGUUAGCUGUGAUGCAAGAGAUCUGCCCUUUCCUCAACACCAGCUAGAUGACGUUUGUUCACUCUCUCAUUCUUGGCAAUAAUGUUGCACUUUUUAUAUUUUAUACACUGAGGUAUACUACCAGGGUUGAAUUUAAGUAGCCAAGGAGGAAAACCGAUGCUGUCGUUUGGUUUUACUCAUCUUUGUUGUCCAUUUUUUAAACAAACUUUGAUAUUUCCGUAGGAUAAAACACACAAACGUUUACAUGUUUUCAGUAGUAGAACUAUGCAAUUAAAAGAAGAAACACACACCUGGCACACUUAGUUUUUGCUGCUAAAGCUGGACUUUUCUAACUUUCUUCACUUCUUUUGACAACACAUUGAAACGCCUUUUUGUACUAAAAAACUUUUCUACGUUUAGCUUAUUUUUUUUUACGUGCACAUGGAUUCUUGACCCAGGAGUUUAGGAUCACACCGAGCUCUAAGCAAUGCGUCGGAGUCUUUGGCAGGGCUGAGAAGUGACUCGCUGUAAAACAGUAUAUUAGGCAUUUAAUGCUGAUUUUUGCAUGCACUCCUCUUUAUUUAACUUGGUUAAUUUUAGAUAUUUUUAAUAUAUUGAGCGUAUUCCCGGUUUACAUGAAAAAAGCAUCCAAAACUAAAUAUUUUCUUCUGGCUUGUGACACUGAAUAAAAGCACUGAUUGUCAAUUCUUGUGCUGUGUCACAUUAAUGAAAAUAAACUAAUGUGGAAGAUUA